CUCCGGUCUCCGCGAUCUGUGCAAUAUUAUUGUGCCGGUGUAUGUGUUUUGUCAAAGUGAACUUAAUAAUUGCUUAAGCCUUAUAAGGUGAGAUAAAAGAUAAACGACCAAUAAAAAUGACAAUACUUUCAUAGGAAAUAAAUAUUUCAUCCUAUUUUAAAUGGAAGUAUAAAAAUAAUAUCAAUAAGUUGUGGUUAUUUGGAAUCUUGUCAAAAUGGCGGGACGCUUCACCGUGCAUACGAUUAUACCAGAAAAGUAUAAAUUCUAUAAAACGGUUUGAUAAGAAGCUACAUUUACUAUAAAAUAGCAAAGAGUUAGGAAAUUAGUAUAUUUCGUGAUUCUGGAUUUGUUAGACCAAAAAUUUUAAGUCAUAAAACGUCGUGUUUUUUUUAUCGCAUCGAUGCUCGUAUUUGGGUUUCAUUUUCGUGAUUUGAUACACUAUUCAUAUGAAGAUCUUAUAAAUUACUGUAACGAACUAGUAUUCCUAUCAACAAGAUCAAGAUAUGUUUUAAUGUUAUCGACAUAUCGAUGGUUUUAAACAUCUGAUAAUGGCCGACAAGAAAAAAGAAAACGAACCAGAAGCCGAAGAGGAAUUUUCUGUUGAAAAAGUUCUGGACAGGCGCAUUAAGAAUGGUGUUUUGGAAUAUUACUUGAAAUGGAAAGGAUACAGUGAUGAAGAUAAUACAUGGGAACCAGAGGAUAAUCUUGAUUGUCCAGAUCUUAUACAAGCCUUUGAAGAAGCAAGAAAGAAGAAAGAAGCUGAGGGAAAAAUGUCAAAAACUGAUAAGGAUUCAAAGAAGCGUAAAUCAGCCGCAGCCACACCUGAUCUCAAAGGUGCAAAGAAAGCCAAAAGUGAUGACAAGAAAGCAUCUGGUUUUGAUCGUGGAUUAGAACCAGAAAAAAUAAUUGGCGCUACGGAUAGUAGUGGUGAACUCAUGUUCCUCAUGAAAUGGCAAGGAACAGAUGAAGCAGAUCUUGUACCAGCAAAACAAGCUAAUGUGCGGUGCCCACAAGUAGUUAUUCAAUUUUAUGAAGAAAGGCUCACAUGGCACACACCAGCACUCGAUGAAGGAAAUAAUGAAGACUAAAUAAGACUAAUUUAAAAAAAAGAAGGUGGGAGAGUAUUCCUGAAAUGAGAACACUUUUAUUAGAAUUAUAUUAUUGAUGAGUUUUGACUAUUUUUUCAUAGGAAAAACUAACUUAAAUUAAUUGUUCCAUGGCUGUUUUUUUAUCACACUCCCAAUUGUAUCAUUCCUUUUGUAACAUUACAAAUUAGAAAUUUUAACUUAUUCAGUAAAAUCGACUUGAACUUCUAAGUUGUGGUUGGACUGUAUUUCGCUUUAGGAUUCAUUUCGCUACUGUUUUUAUUUGUGCAAAGCGAUUUGAAAUGGAACAUUAUUUUUAUAUCUUUACGAUAGUAUAUAAGAAAAAAAGUAUUUUUACUUUAAAUAUUAAUCACAGCAAAAAUGUUCUCAUCAAACCAUAUCUCUCCAGUCUGUCUAAUAAACUAUUCUAAGGCGAGGCAAAUAAAAUUAUUCUUUAUAUACCACAAAUUAUAAUUUUCUAUGUAGGUAUAAUAUUUUGACUACAGAAACACUACCUACAUGUAUGAUGAAAUAUAUGGCACAUUGAUAAAAGUUAUUAAAAAUUAAAAUAUAUUUUCAAUGUUUUCGUGUUUUAACCGAUACUGCAUUAGUUAGGUCAUAUGCUAUGAUGUUGAUCAGCAAAAACUUCGUUGUUAGCUUUCUUGCCAAAUUUAGGCAUUUUUAUUGGCAUUGUAAUCCAGUCUAUAAAGUAACAAAAAAUAUUGACCUCAUCAACACAUAGGUACAACUAAGUUUCUUAGUUGUAAGGUAUAUUGGGAUGAAUAUUUAAGGCACAAUAAAAUAGUUUUUAUGAGCUUUUUUAUUAUAUAGAUCGUUUUAAAUUUCGAGAACCAUUUUUUUUCCAAAAUUUGAUCUUUUGCAGAAUUUGUCGCCGUUUAGACUCUAGAUUCCCUUAGAUCCUACAAGAUUUUGUUUAAAAACACAUUGUAGGUUAAGCAAUACUAUUAUUGUCAUUCCUCCUCUAUCGAUACAUUUCAAAUUCCAAAUAAUAGCUACGAAUCAGUCUAUUUACUUAAAGAAUACUACAUCUAUUUACAAGAUUGAGCUUUGUAUAAAACAUCUACUAUGAAAGCGGCUCGAUCUGGAAGUGAACUAAUGAAAAGCGCAAGUUAUUCAUCAUUAUAUUUUACAGCCAAUUCACAGUAAUAAUUGAGCAUCAGAGCCAGAACGCACCAAGUGUCCAUCAUUGUGUAGUUUACUGUUUGUGUACUUUUGUAUAUAUUUGUGUGUUUUAUAAAUGUACAUUGACACUUAAUAAAAUGUGUUCGAUGUUAUGAAGAUGGAUGUCACUAGAAAGCAUAUUGCGAUGACGUCAUAUGCUUAAUGGUUACAACAGAAGCGUUUUUAUUUGGAAAAGUGAAAUAGUUUUGUUCUAUUAGAACCAUAAUUUGAGUCGACUAUUAUCAAAGCCGGCAAUGUGACUUUUGGACAAUUAUUGGUAAAUCAGAAAAACGAAUUAUUGACUUUGUAUUCCAUUGGCAGUCACCAAAACUCUUCUGAUCGACAUCUUAGAUAAAUAACAGGUUAAGUAUUAACCUUUAUUUAAUGCAGGUUUUGAACCGUAUUCUUUGAAGGAGACGAUUAUAUUCAAAUCAAUCUGUAUUGACAUAUCAAUAACAUUUUUUUGGUCAAAUGCACAGAUUGCCACCUUUGAUAAUAGACGACUCAUUUGUAACCUUUAUGUAGUGUCAUUUGGAAUGUGUUGUCGAGUGCUUGGCUACCCUACCCGUAAGGAGCAUUAAUGGCAUUAGAUAAGAAUUUUAUUCUGCAAAACAUAGGAUUAGGAGACAGUAAAUUCACACCAAUAUGGACAUAAUUGAUCGUUGUAGUUGAUGUGAAAAUAUUUUAAUUUUAAGUAUAAAUAUAAGAAAAUAAAAUCAAA
Molecule: messenger RNA, 2988 nt
Organism: Bombyx mori (domestic silkworm)
Lineage: Eukaryota; Metazoa; Arthropoda; Insecta; Lepidoptera; Bombycidae
Gene: Hp1b-l
Product: heterochromatin protein 1beta-like protein
Exons: 6
Coding region: 549-1088 (179 amino acids)
Biological process (GO): negative regulation of transcription by RNA polymerase II; chromatin organization
Cellular component (GO): pericentric heterochromatin; nucleus
Molecular function (GO): chromatin binding
Source: RefSeq, a predicted model, not a curated record